Molecule: messenger RNA, 2680 nt
Organism: Mytilinidion resinicola
Lineage: Eukaryota; Fungi; Ascomycota; Dothideomycetes; Mytilinidiales; Mytilinidiaceae
Product: homoaconitase mitochondrial precursor
Exons: 2
Coding region: 1-2517 (838 amino acids)
Biological process (GO): L-lysine biosynthetic process
Molecular function (GO): homoaconitate hydratase activity; 4 iron, 4 sulfur cluster binding
Source: RefSeq, a predicted model, not a curated record
AUGGCGAUGACAACACGAGCGGGGAGGCUGCUGAGCCGUCGCACAGCUCUGCUUCGGCCAAGCAUACCGCUACGACCGGCCGCCUCGCACCUCCGUCCAUGGACUGCGAUCCGGCAGCUUUCAAAAACUACAUAUGGAUUAGAUAGCCCUGACGUCUUCCCUUCCAUGAAAGAAGGCCCUGGCGCCGACUUCCUCUCGACCUUCCGAACCACGACCACCAUCCCUCAAACGCUCACCGAGAAGAUCGUCCAGAAAUAUGCUGUCGAUAUCGCGCCUGGGAAAAUUCUCAAGUCUGGGGACUAUGUCUCCCUCAAGCCACAUCGAUGCAUGACGCAUGACAAUACUUGGCCAGUGGCACUGAAAUUCAUGUCUAUUGGAGCUUCCAAGAUCGACAACCCGGACCAGAUUGUCAUGACUCUAGACCACGAUGUGCAGAACAAGAGCGAGAAAAACCUCACCAAAUACCGGCAGAUUGAGGAGUUCGCCAGGAAGCAGGGCGUCCGAUUCUACCCUGCUGGCAGAGGCAUUGGCCAUCAGAUAAUGGUAGAGGAGGGCUAUGCUUGGCCAGGGACUCUCGCCGUGGCCUCGGACAGCCAUACGAAUAUGUACGGAGGCAUUGGAUGCCUGGGAACGCCCGUGGUGCGGACCGACGCAGCGAGUAUCUGGGCAACAGGCAGGACCUGGUGGCAGAUCCCACCUGUGGCCAAGGUGAACUUCACAGGAACUCUACCCGAAGGUGUCACAGGGAAGGAUGUCAUCGUAGCACUAUGCGGCCUUUUCAACAAUGAUCAAGUCCUGAACCAUGCCAUCGAGUUUACCGGAAGCCAAGAAACGCUCCGCAGUCUUCCUGUUGACCACCGGCUAGCUAUCGCGAAUAUGACCACCGAGUGGGGUGCUCUUACUGGCCUAUUCCCAAUCGAUGCCGUGCUUCACGGAUGGCUGCGGGCAAAGGCCACAGAAGCCGCCAUGUAUGAAUCCGAGUCACAGCUUAUCGACACCAGUGCGAGCAAGCAAUUCCAGCAUUCAGAAAUCGAUAAGCUUUUCAAAGCCACCGGGAUUGCAGGACAGCAAACUGGACCCAUAUUCACCCCGGCCCUCAGCGCGGACAAAGGUGCAACUUACGCCAAGGAGCUCUUCCUCGAUCUGUCGAGUCUUUCGCCCUACGUUGCCGGUCCUAACUCUGUCAAGGUCGCCACGCCUCUGAAGGACCUUCAAGCCCAGGAUAUCACUGUUAACAAAGCUUAUCUUGUUUCUUGCACCAACUCUCGUGCUUCAGAUAUUGCCUCAGCCGCCAAAGUGUUCAAAGAUGCUGCUGCGGCGAAUAAUGGCAAGAUUCCAAAAGUCCCUUCCCAUGUAAACUUCUAUAUUGCUGCUGCGUCUCUCCAGGAACAACGCGCAGCUGAGGAGCAGGGCGACUGGCAAAUUCUUCUUGAAGCGGGAGCGCAACCUCUACCAUCUGGAUGCGGACCUUGCAUUGGCCUUGGCGAUGGCCUUCUUGAGCCAGGCGAAGUCGGCAUCAGUGCUAGCAACCGGAAUUUCAAAGGUCGGAUGGGCUCCACGGAUGCCAAGGCAUAUCUCGCCAGCCCUGAAGUUGUAGCUGCUAGCGCACUUUCCGGGAAGAUUUCAGGACCCGGAUGGUACGAAGCUCCCGCUGACUGGGCUGGCGUGCAGCUCGGAGAAGGCGACGGUGUAAAAGAAGAAGACCGCAUGUUGACCAUUGAGGACAUGCUCGAGAAAGUCAUCAGACAAGCCGACGAAAUGAUCCAGUCGGCCGAGCCAGCUGAAGCUUCCUCUGCGUCUACCCUACCGACGGCCCCUGAGUCAGAAAGCCUUACGACCAUCCUCCCCGGAUUUCCCGAAAAGAUUGGCGGCGAGAUCGUCUUUGUGGAUGCCGAUAACAUCAACACCGAUGCCAUCUACCCGGGCAAAUACACAUACCAGGACGACGUUCCGCGCGACAUCAUGGCCGAAGUGUGCAUGGAGAACUAUGACACCACAUUCCGCUCAACCGCUAAGGCUGGCGAUAUCCUAGUCGCUGGCUUCAACUUCGGUUGCGGAAGCAGCAGAGAGCAGGCCGCUACCGCUAUCCUCGCUAAGGGCAUCCCUCUUGUAGUUGCUGGUAGCUUCGGCAACAUCUUCAGCCGCAACAGCAUCAACAACGCGCUUAUGGGCGUUGAGGUGCCGAAGCUUACGAACCGUCUCCGUGAGGUAUUCUCGGAGAAGGAGGUCUCGACAAACCAGCAGGAUAUAACCGAGCCAGAGAAGAACAGCGAUUCGCUAGACUCGUCGAAGCCGGGCCCAGUCGCUCAGCCUGCACAGGCGAAGCAGUUGACCCGCCGCACGGGCUGGACGCUCGAGUGGGAUGUCAAGAGGAGUAGGGUCAAUGUGCAAGAAGGCCCUGGAGGUGAGACGUGGAGUGUCAAGGUUGGUGAGCUACCGCCGAAUGUGCAAGAGAUUAUUGCGCUAGGUGGGUUGGAGAACUGGGUCAAGAAUAAGAUUGGGAUGAGCCAGGCUUAGAGGAGAUUGGUGGAGUUCAAAACAAAAAGGCGGGAUCAUUUGCAAUCAAGACGAGAAUGCAUGUAGUUAGUUGUUGUGCUUGUAUAUAGUAUACCCAUGUUUCAUUUCAGCAUCCCAUUUCUCCCAUUAGUCACUAGUACUAACCCAAGCUUAUCGAUUUUCU